UACUGUUCAAUACCAGACAAGAUGACGGAUCAAUAUGCCUUCUCAUACCCCUCUCCGCUCAAAGGGUACGAGAAUCUGGAGCCGCUCUCGGAUGAGCGAAACGAGGACGGAAAGUCCCUCAAGAAUCCCCAACAUGGCAUCCUGAGCAAAGCAUACGAGGAAUUCCCGGAUCCCCUCACGAAAGGCCAACGCGGAGGCUUCGACAUACAUAUCUAUCACUUUCAAAAUGACCCCGACCAAGUCACUUUCGCCAAGGCGCUCUGGGAAAGAAUCCGACGUGAAUUCCCCGAACUCCGGAUCUACACCUUCUUCGAUCGUCCCGUAGGACCGCAUCCCGUGGCCAUGUUCGAGGUCAAUCUAUUCACCCCGGCGCAGUUUGGAGCCUUCGUGCCAUGGCUGGUCAUCAAUCGAGGGCCGUUGAGUGCUUUAAUCCAUCCGAAUACGGUGAAGACGGAGGAGCUGCGUAAUCAUACGCAGCGUGCUACGUGGUUGGGCGAGAGGAUUCCGUUGGAUCUGCGGACUCUCAAGUUGAUCUCGGAGCAGGCGAAGAAGGAGGAAUUGGGGAACUGA
Aspergillus fijiensis CBS 313.89 is the source of this 570-nucleotide messenger RNA. RefSeq lists its product as uncharacterized. The record is from RefSeq and is a predicted model, not a curated record. The transcript has 4 exons. The coding region runs from base 22 to 570 and encodes 182 amino acids. Lineage: Eukaryota; Fungi; Ascomycota; Eurotiomycetes; Eurotiales; Aspergillaceae.